UUCGUCUGAAAGUCUGGGUCGACUGACACACACAAUCAUGGACAGAUCACUGGACCGCUGAGUGCAAUCUUCCUCCUCCUUCCUCUUUCUCCUCCUCCUUCCUCUUUCUCCUCCUUCUUCCUCCUCCUUCUCUUCCUCCUCCUCUUCCUCCUCCUCUUCCUCCUUCCUCCUCUUCCUCCUCCUCUUCUUCCUUCUCUUCCUCCUCCUCCUCUUCCCCCAGAGGUUUCAGUGAACACCCUGAAGGUCCCACCUGGUUGCCAGAAAAUCAUUGAGACAGAAAGACAGAUCGACGAGAGGUUACAAAAAAACAGAGGUUCCAACAAACCCCCUCUGGUCUUUCUAAUUCAUUUGGUAAUCAUGACGACCACUCUUUUUUCCUCCUUACCUGGGCACCUGGUGAACCCCCAAGUCCCCCUGUCAUCAUCGUUGCUGCUUUUGCUGCUGUUACAACUGUUUAGUCAGUGCCCUGCUGCUCCCUCAGGGCCUGAGUCAGACACCUGCUCCACUCUGGUUCAGAGCCGAUUCUUCGGCCACUUCCUGUCCUCCUCCACUUUCCCCAUGGCACCCUGCUCCUGGACCCUGCAGAACCCAGACCCGCGCCGCUACACCAUCUUUAUCAAGGUAACCAAACCUACCUCCACAACGGACUGCAUUCCCCGGCAGCUCCGCACAUUCCAGUUUGACUCGUUUCUGGAGACCACGCGCACCUACCUGGGCAUGGAGAGCUUCGACGAGGUGGUCAAGCUGUGUGACUCUUCAUCCCCUGUGGCCUUUCUGGAGGCUGGGAAACAGUUCCUACAAAUGAGGAAAGGACCGCCCCGGGCCGGCAUGGAGGUCACCACCCCUAACGCUAGCGAAGAUGGGGAAUUUAAGACAGAGUACCUGGUGGUGGGGAAGCGUAACCCCAGCAUGGCAGCGUGUCAGAUGCUGUGCCAGUGGCUGGAGGACUGCCUGGCAUCCAGCACCUCUAACAGGCCCUGUGGCAUCAUGCAGACCCCCUGCCAGUGCUGGGAGCCCCCUCCUCCUCCACAGCUCAGCGAAGGAGAUGGAUGCUACAGGAAUGGGUUCUAUCUGGAGAACUGCCUACCCAGUGCCGAUGAGAAGAGUGAUACUGACAGCAACAGUGAGUGGAAUAGUUCUCUGGUUUUAGUUAUGGGAAUUUGUGGAAAUGUUUUGGCCAUCAUGUGAUGCCGUUUUGUCUAUUGGAGGAGAGCUUGUAGGCGAGGCUUGUGGCUCACUUGGUCAUCUUGUCUGUAUAGCAUGCCAUUUCAUGUUAAAUGGGGGGCCUCUGUGGUCCAGGUCAAUCAAUAAAUGUGUAGGGAGCCUCGUACUCUAACCUGUCACAAUACAAUGAAAUAAUUAUUUAAAAGGAAAGACAAGGAAUUGACAUAGCCACCUCCUUAUAAUUUCCGGACAAUUUGAGGCAAUUUGUGUUCAAAUGACUAUGCAGCAUCCAAAAAAGUGCUCUGGCUAGGUCACAGAAAGUAGAAAGGCCGUGAAAGAUCAGUAGAAUGACAGUAGCUAAAAGACAGAACAGAGAUGGUAUAGGGUUUCAGCUGAUGGAUUCUGAGCUGAAUGACCUUGGCACGUCGGCGCCGUGUCCUGUCUCUCUGUGGUUGGGAAGAGAGAUACUGAUACUGAGAUAUGGGGAUUGUAGCUAGCUGGAUUUCUGUGUAUGGCUGCUCUGAGCAGGGGGCGAUGCACAGGAGAGCGACUAUAGGGGCUUGGAUAAGGAUAUGGAUCUGUAGUUGGUUAGAUGUGUGAUGGUGCUGUGUGAUCCUGGCUCCCCUCCCCAAGCCUGGACCUGACAGACAGGUUGAUAACUGAGAGCUCCAUCCCUGAGGGAGACUA
Oncorhynchus kisutch (coho salmon) is the source of this 1851-nucleotide messenger RNA. RefSeq names its product adhesion G protein-coupled receptor B1-like. Lineage: Eukaryota; Metazoa; Chordata; Actinopteri; Salmoniformes; Salmonidae. The coding region runs from base 358 to 1188 and encodes 276 amino acids. The transcript has a single exon. The record is from RefSeq and is a predicted model, not a curated record. Gene Ontology annotation, cellular component: plasma membrane. Gene Ontology annotation, molecular function: G protein-coupled receptor activity.